UAGAGUAUUUGACAGGCGCUUGUUUUGAUUUUAGCAUGAUUAUAGUCAGGUAGCCUAGUUGGCCUAAUGGAGAUGUGUAAUGGACAGUACUCUGACUUUGUAAGGUCCUUUGGGGAAACCGAAUUGUCUUUACACUUUGUACAUGAUCGCCAAAUUGCAUAAAAAUUGAGCUGUUUCCUAUGUAGCUACCUUUGACAUUUCAUGAAAAAAGAAUGACAGAUCCAGAUGAAAAUUGGAAAGAAUUGGCUGCACAGAAGGAGAGAGAAUGGAAGGAAGUCACCAAUCAAAGAAUACAAACCCUUGAGGCAGCUUACAAAGACAAGGACAGACAACUCCAAGAAGAAAAGGCAAAGUUCACAAAGCUUAAGGAAGAUUUCAAGUACAAUCUGAAAGUCCUAGAGGAAAGAGACAAGGAAUUAGAAACAUAUGAUUUAACUUUCAGUGAGCUGAAGUCAAGUCUGAAUGUGAAGAAUGGAGAGAUUAGUGAGAUGAAGAUCAAGCUUGAUGACAUGAAAUCCUGGAGUGACAGAGAGAACCAGGCACGAGAAGAACUUCAGCUACAUUAUCGACAAAGGCUGAAAGAGAAACAGGCGGAAAUUGACUCCUAUAGAUGUUCCAAAGAUUCAGAACUACAACAGGAAAGAAAAGAGUUUGAAAAAUUCAAAAGGAAUCUUCAGAGAAAAUUAACAGAAGUUGAGGAAGAACUUGAUACCCAACGAAGAGAACUGAGUGCAGAAUUUGAGGAUGCUUUGAAAAGAAGAGAACAUGAGUUUCGUCUGCAAACUGAUGAAAUGAGCACAAAAGUUUUAGAGUAUGAACUUAAGGCCAAGUUACUUGGUAAGGAGAUGGAGAUGAUGAAGGAUGCACAGGAAAGGAAUGCCCAAGAAUACACUGAGGUAGAGAGGAACCACCGACAGCUAGAGAAAGCUCUGAAGGAGAAGGACUGGGAACUGGCAGACUUGUCAGCUAUGAAGGAUGCAAGGAUAUCUGACCUUGAGAAACAUCUACAGCAGUCAGAGAUGACUAUCAACAGAAUGAAGGAAGACUUUCAGAGAAAUUUGUUUCACAGACAUAGUGAAAUGGACAGAUAUGGACGUGAGAAAGAAGCAGCCCUGGCCAAAGUGAAGGAGGGCUAUGCUGACAGGGAGCAGUCAUUAUCUACCACCAUCAGGGAGCUACAAUCUGCCAUCGAGGAUAAUCAAGUGGAGAUACGCAAACUUCAGUGGGCGAGACAAGACCUGGAAAAGGAGAAGGAUUUACAGACACAGAAGUUACAUGAUGAACUAUGUGAGAUAAAAGACAAGUGGGACAAACAGACAACAAAUGUGUCCCGCAGUCAGGUCAAUAAGGAUCUGGAGCUGGAAGCACUCAGGGAGAAUGAGGCCAAACUUAAAGCUGACCUCCAGCAGAGAAAAGAAGACAUUGAGAGAUACAAAAAGGAGUUGAGUCUGGCUGUGGAACGAGAGAAUAGUUUGGAGAGAAGUAAGGUUCAGUUGGAGCUUGACUGGCAGAGACGCUUGGAGGACCUAGAAAGGCAGCAAUAUGAAAAGUCUGAGGACUUUGUUAAGAAACUGACACGAGGCAGGGAUGAUGCACUGGCAACAGUGAAGGAAAAGGAGCGAGAACUUCAGCACCGUGAGACAUUGAUCAGAACGCUGUACCAUGACAGGGAGCAGGCCCUAGCCACACUAAGGAAACAUGGCAUUGCUGUUGAAAAGAAUAACAAUGUGGAUAUGGAGAAAGUAUGGUUAACAUCAAACUCGGAGGAUAUUGAACUUCUCCAGAAGCAAAAUGAUAGUCUGAAGUCUGUCAUCAAGGAAAUGAGGAUGCAGAUGGAAAAUCUAGGGCAUGCAAUUCCUGCUCCAGCCUCAGAAUCUGUGAGACAUACUGGAAGCAAAGAUAAUGAUUAUGUUGAAAAUCUUCAACAAGAGGUUCGAUCUUUGAGAAAAAAAGCAAGAGAUCUAGAAAAUCUUGUGGAGGAAGGAAAGCGAUAUGGAAAGAUACCUGUAUCAGCUUCCACUGCCACAGAGCAGGAGGUGUUGAUGGAAGUGAAGGACAACCCCACACUCCGAUGCCACAUCAGUGCUCUUAAUGAAAAUAUUGGUUCUUUAAGGUCAGAAAAGGUAGAGUUUUCUGCCCAGGUAAAAAAGCAACAGGCUAGGAUACAACACCUGGAGAGGUCUAUUGAGCAGCUGUCUAAAGAGCCCCGUCAGAAGCAGGUGGAGGUUGACCAGCUGAGGUAUGAUCUCAGUGCUAGAGAGAGACGAAGUCAGGCAGAGAUUGGGAGCAUGAGGCAGAGAGUGUCGGACCUUGAGAUGCAGCUAGCUGAGGCCAGAAAGGAGAGUGACGAGUAUUACCGCUGUAACCUGGAGAGGAAUAUGGAAGUUACAGGACUGCGACAAGAGAUUUCAGCUCUGAAACUGGACAUGGCUGACAAAAGACCAACUGUAAACUUUGGAGCACAGGAGUUAAUGAUACAGCAGCUGGAGGAUGAAAUCUCACGAUUGAGACAGCAGGCCCCAGAACUCGAAGGAUCUGUGGACCUAGGCCCAAAGGGCCACAUCAAGGGUUCCACAGCAGAUCUACAGCAUAAACUCAAGGUAGCAGCAAAACACAUCGCACAAUUAGCUAAAGAGAAACAACAGCUCAUUGAAAUGGGUAAUCGGCUGAGAGCUGACCUCAAGAAAGCAGGCAUUAACCCUUCUCAUGGUCCUCCAAAAAGUGCUCCUCCUGCCAACAACCAGGGUGUCAUGUCACAGGAGAUGCUCAGUAGACUUGGUCAACUGGAAAGACUACAAUAUCAGCUGACUAGACAGCAACUGGAAUAUGCCCAGAAGUUCCCACCAACAAAGCAUGAGGAGAGAGAUUAUGUUGAUUCUGAAGUAGAAGAGAGACCUCCUUCCAUCCUCAAGAAAUCUAUAGACUUUGCUGAGACUGAUGAUAUAAUAAAUAUACGAGCUAGUCAUGAUACAACAGACUCACGGAGGUCUGGCCUGACAGACUCCUCCAGGGCACCGUCCUAUCCAGGAAAUACGUCACAGACUAGAGAACAGUUCCUGAUGAGCAUGUCAUCUGUUGGUGGAGAGUCUCUCCAGGAAAUCUGGAAGAUGAUGGAGGAAAGACCUAGUCCAAGUCCAUUUACUCCUCAUUAUUUGGACAAACACGGUGAAUACCCAAGUAAUAACUCUAACAGGAGCCUAGAUAGUUCAGGAGAGCUGGUUCUGAAAGGGAGAAAACCAAGUAUGGAAAUGCGAAGUAAAUCAGACUCUAAAUUAUCAGGAAAAGCUGCUGGAAAGAAAGGUGCUGUGAAACAUAUGCGGAAACCAAAAAUACGCAAUUAUAAUGAAAAAGGAGUCCAGUGACAUUUAAAAAUUCACUGAUAAUUGGAUAGCAGAAUUGACAGACUUCAUUAUCAAUAAGUACCAGUGAGACCAGUAUCCCAAUUACAAACUGGUUUCUGAGUAAUAAAAACACCCAUGUUUAGUUAUCCUUGCCGACAUCUAUCCUGGUAUAUCUCAGUUACACUGACUGCUAGUAUUAACCAAACCGUAGAACGUAUGGAGUAGAUUCAAAUAAUGUAAUAGUAUAUACCCACAUGGUAAUGAAGAAACAUGGGCGAUGGUCUCUGUGAUGUCUUCGCGCCAAAGUGCUGAGUAAAGUCAUCGUACAAUAAAAUGUACUGGUAUCUGCAUUGACUAGGAAUUCCUAUACAUUUACAUAUUUAUAACAAUAAAUAUUCAUCCCAGAC
This is a messenger RNA of Pecten maximus, 3748 nucleotides long. RefSeq names its product coiled-coil domain-containing protein 57-like. NCBI's taxonomy places the organism in Eukaryota, Metazoa, Mollusca, Bivalvia, Pectinida, Pectinidae. The coding region runs from base 213 to 3362 and encodes 1049 amino acids. The record is from RefSeq and is a predicted model, not a curated record. The transcript is spliced from 22 exons.